ACAUUGCACUUCUCUUCUAUCUAUACUAGUAUAAGAACUCACUAAACUUAUCAGCCUUAAAUGUUUUCUUAGCUAGUUCCUCUCGUUACCCUAACACAACACUAUCACACCAUUACACAAUGACAAUAUAUAAGUUCAAUUCUUUACUACUCCUGUUCUUUUCUCUAUCUUUGUUCCUACACCAAUCUUUAGCAAUUGAUGAAGAAACAAGUAAUGACAUUAACUGGUGGUGUAGCAAAACUCCUCACCCCGAGCCAUGUAAAUACUUCAUGUCCGGAGAUUCUUUCAAACCCCAAAACAAAUCCGAAUUUCGAACAAUGACAGUCCAAGUUGCAUUGGAUCAUGUGAUUCAAGUACAGGCCCAUGCAAAAAACGUAAGCCAAUAUUGCAGGGGAAAACGUAAGCAGUUAGUAUGGAUGGAUUGUGACAAGCUAAUGGAUGAUACAGUUCUCCAAUUAAACCGUAGUCUUGACGGGAUUAAAUCAAAUUCAAGUUCAGAUUUUGAUGCUCAAACUUGGCUUAGUGCAUCUAUGACAAACAUUGAAACAUGUUUAUCCGGAUCAAAUGACCUCAAUGUUUCCAAUAUCCUACAGCCGAAUUUGUCCACUAAUGUUUCGCAGCUGAUUAGUAACUGUUUGGCUAUGAAUGGGGAGUUCGUGGACUGGGAAAAUACAACACAAGUUGGUGGAUUUCCAAAUUGGCUCACGGCUAGUGAAAGAGUGUUGUUACAUUCCUCGUCGAUAGAUUUGAUGGCUACGAAGGCUAAUUAUGUGGUGGCUAAAGAUAGAUCGGGUCAUUUUCGGUCUAUUCAGUCUGCAAUUAAUUAUGCAACUUCAAGAAGAGUUGGAAAUCAGAGGAUUGUGAUAUACAUCAAAAGGGGUGUUUAUAGAGAGAAUAUAUUGAUAGGUCCAACUAUGGGGAAGAUUAUGUUAGUUGGUGAUGGCUUGAGAUACACUGUAAUCACAGGCAGCCGCAGUGUUGCUGCAGGUUACACAACUUACAGUACUGCAACUCUUGGGGUGGACGGGAUUGGAUUCAUUGCUCGAGGCAUCACAUUCCGAAACACAGCAGGGCCACAAAAUGGCCAAGCAGUAGCUCUUCGAUCCGCAUCAGAUCUUUCAGUGUUCUACGGCUGUGGUUUCGAAGGAUACCAAGAUACCCUUUUUGUCCAAUCCCAACGUCAGUUCUACAAAUCAUGUUAUAUCUACGGCACCAUAGACUUCAUCUUCGGCAACGCCGCAGUUGUUUUCCAAAAUUGCAUGAUUUACGUUCGAAGGCCCUUAUGGGGUCAAGUGAACGUAAUCACAGCACAAGGCAGAAACGACCCUUUUCAGAACACUGCAAUUUCAAUUCAUAACUCUCGGAUAAUGGCAGCACCUGAUCUUCGGCCCGUGGUUCAGUCGUUUCAGACAUAUUUGGGACGUCCGUGGCAGCAAUAUUCAAGAACGAUUAUAAUGAAGACUUAUAUUGACAGUUUAGUAAACCGAGCAGGUUGGUUAACUUGGUUAGAUUCUAAUUUUGCUUUGAGCACUUUGUACUAUGCGGAAUAUGGUAAUAUUGGACCAGCGGCUUCAACAAGGUAUAGGGUGAAAUGGCCUGGUUAUCAUGUGAUAAAGAGUGGUAAUGUUGCUUCGAAAUAUACUGUUGCUAGCCUUAUUGCUGGAAGGGCAUGGCUGCCUUCUACUGGUGUGCCAUUCACUGCGGGGCUCUAAACAAGUGUUAUACUACUCUUUUAUUUGUAUUGUUAAUUUUCUUCUUAUUUUUUCAUUGAUUUUUUUCGUACGUGUCAUGUCAUUAUGACACAUAAAUGGAUACUAUGGAGUAUGGAGUAUUAUUUGCCCACACUUUCUUUGUCCGUUUCCUAGUUUUAUGUGCAAAUUGUUAUAG
This is a messenger RNA of Nicotiana tabacum (common tobacco), 1887 nucleotides long. RefSeq names its product putative pectinesterase/pectinesterase inhibitor 59. Gene Ontology annotation, biological process: cell wall modification. NCBI's taxonomy places the organism in Eukaryota, Viridiplantae, Streptophyta, Magnoliopsida, Solanales, Solanaceae. Gene Ontology annotation, molecular function: enzyme inhibitor activity; pectinesterase activity. The record is from RefSeq and is a predicted model, not a curated record.